This is a messenger RNA of Colletotrichum orchidophilum, 2967 nucleotides long. Its product is annotated as calpain family cysteine protease. Gene Ontology annotation, cellular component: cytoplasm. Gene Ontology annotation, molecular function: calcium-dependent cysteine-type endopeptidase activity. The transcript is spliced from 4 exons. Gene Ontology annotation, biological process: proteolysis. The record is from RefSeq and is a predicted model, not a curated record. Bases 1 to 2967 code for a protein of 988 amino acids. Lineage: Eukaryota; Fungi; Ascomycota; Sordariomycetes; Glomerellales; Glomerellaceae.
AUGGCCUACAGUAUAACCUCGGGCUCCAGCUCGAGUUCCGACGAGAUUGUAUCGUCGAUGAACCCCCACCCGCGACGUCGAGCAUACUUAGCUACUAUGCCUGUAACCGUCACCAAGCCCCGUAAGCCAAGGCAACAGCCUCCUCAGGAAAUCAUUGACGAGUUCUGGACGAAGUUUACGACCAAAACUCCGGGCAAAGCUACCACUGUCAUUCCCCAGAACGCGUACGCUGAGGGGGUUGCAAAGCGAUCUUCCAAAGCCACAGGAAUCUUCACCCAGACGUCGUACGAUGAGGCUGCGACUGUCUGCAAAGCCAAGGUUGACAAGAUCGUUCAUGAGUGUCGCCGAGUAAACCAGCGUUACAGAGACCCUCACUAUGAUAUUGAGUUUGACUUGAAAUUCGGGCGUAGAGACUGCCUCGAAUCAUUGUGGAAUACGAAGGACACGAAACCCCCGCAGUCCUCUUUUCAGCCAAAGGCUGUCAAGCGAGUGGUCGAUAUCUUCGACAACCCGCAGUUCUACAUUGACGGGCCGACAGCUGAUGAUGUGCGCCAAGGUCGAGAUGGAGACUGUUGGCUUAUGGCUGCGCUGUGCAAUCUGAGUAACAAGCCUGGUCUGAUUGAAAAGGUUUGCGUUGCACAUAAUCUAGAAGUCGGCGUCUACGGCUUUGUCUUCCAUCGCGACGGGGAGUGGUUCAGCGAAAUCAUUGACGACAAGCUGUACCUCACCAAACCCGACUAUGAUGAGCCCUACUUGGAGCGAAUUCUUUGGGAAGAUCGAGAGCGUAUCAAUUCGGAAGAAGCCUACAGGCGCAUCUAUCAGUCAAACAGUGGCGCGCUUUACUUCGCCCAGUGCGAGAAUCCUAACGAAACGUGGCUGCCGCUUCUCGAGAAAGCUUACGCAAAGGCUCAUGGAGAUUAUGCUUCCAUUGAAGGCGGAUUUACAGGCGAGGCCAUUGAGGACCUUACUGGUGGCGUAACCUCAGAGGUCUACACGACAGACAUUCUUGACAAGGAAUAUUUUUGGAAAGAGAAACUCCUAAAGGUCAACGAAGACUGGCUUCUGGGUUGCUCUACCGGAUUCGCAUCAAGAGGCCUGGGAGAACGUAAGGGCAUCAUCGAGAUGCAUGCUUACAGUGUUAUGAAGGCAGUUGAGAUGGACGAUCAAAGACUCGUUCUGCUCAAGAAUCCCUGGGGAAAAGGCGAAUGGAAAGGAGCUUGGAGCGAUGGCUCCAAGGAAUGGACUCCUGAGUGGUUGCAGAAACUCAAACAUACCUUUGGCGACGAUGGCGCCUUCUGGAUUUCUUACCACGAUCUCCUCAAAAAGUACAACAUUUUCGACGUUACACGUUUAUUUGGUUCCGAAUGGAAGGUAAUAUCCAUUUGGACAACGCUAUCGGUGCCCUGGACUCUGGACUACCACGAGACAUAUUUCGCCUUUACAAUUUCCAAGUCGGGUCCCGUUGUGAUUGUACUGGCACAGUUGGACGAUCGAUACUUCCGUGGGCUUGAAGGCCAAUACCGGUUUGAUUUGCAAUUCCGUCUGCACAAAGCCGGCCAAGAGGACUACGUCGUUCGGAGUCAAGCAUCCUACCGCAUGAACCGAUCCGUGAAUGUUGAACUUGACCUCGAAACAGGCAGCUACGAAGUUCUCGUCAAGCUGGAUGCGGUUCGAAAUGACAGUGUUCUUCCCAUCGAUCAAGUGAUUCGGAAUAAUGCCAAGGGCCGUCGAGAGAAACUGAUCCGAAUAGGGUUGGCCUACGACCUUGCUCAUAGCAAGGGGAAACUUGUUGAGUCACCUGCAGAGAAGUCAGCCAAGGAGGCAUACGAGAAGAGGCAGCGAGAAAAGCGACGUGCCGAUAUCAAACGCAAGAUACUCAAAGAGCGAGAACAAGAGCAUUACCUCAGAAUCAAAGCCAGGAAGAAGAGCCAAAAACAAUUAGCAAAGCGCAUUGCACAACACCAGGCCAUAAAGGAGAAGCUCCGUGCACACAAAAGGCCAACCCAUCCCCCUUCGCCAAAGCAAUCUGCUACCAGCGAGUCACACUCGGUUCCAGAACCACCAAACCCUGUGGCCAAAGUCAAGAUCCAGGAAGAUGAACCUAGAUCUCUCGAGAUUGCAACCAAAAAUUUGUCCUUGUCAAGCGAUGUCCGUGGACAAACCAAUGCAGGGGUCGCAGUCACUGAGGAAACACCGGUUUCUCCCCACCACAAAGUAGGAGCGAUACCGCAUGUCUAUAAGCAGGCUGCAUUGCUCGAACAAGAUAUCGAGAGGCGCCCGGAAAUUUUGACGCCCCUCAAGUCUGCGAACAAGAUAUACAGAGGCGAUAGACGCGAGGUAGUCAGCGUCAAGAGCGAGGUGCUGGAUGCUACCCUUCAAGAUGGGGAAGAGGCGAUGAGCGAAGCAGCACCUCCAUCAGAGUAUUCCGUACCUUACCCAUGCGAGUCAGACGACGAUGGCAUCGCAAGCAUAUCAUCCCUGUCAGAGCUUUCCGAGCGGGAGCUGGAGCUUGAAAUUGACGCCAUUGAAAAACGGGAGCACAGCACAGAUCGCACGCCGCCGCAGCUCGCCUCUGGAGCGCCUGCCGAUGAACAAGACGAGUUUGAGAGAGAUCCAUGGAACGCUGUGGCCGUAGUAGGACUCCGAGUAUACUCCAAGGUAUCAGUUGAAGAUCAAGAGGAGGUUAUUGUCAACCUUCGGGUCAUGCGGCCAAGCCUAUAUCCCAAAGAGGAGGCAACCCCACAAACCUCAGAGCCGGGUGACAAGAAGUCAAAAGGUCUGGAUGUGGAUGACAGCGCCAAAGACGCCACGCUUGAGGGAGAAAUUAUCCAGAGAAAGAAGAGUAUCCGGCCUCCUAGUGAGGAUCUCAGCGAUGCUUCAAAGCUGGCUCGCUCUGAUGGUGGCAGAGAAAGACGGGCCAUUCCAGGUGUUGAUUCUUUGGGAGGCGCACUCGACUUCCAAGCUUGA